UCACAGUGGCUGUUAAGUUGGGGAAGUGGUCAGUGUAUGUAUACAAUUUGAGGCUUGAAAAAAAGCAUCUUUAUAUUAAAAUCUUUACAGAAAUAAAACCAGGGUCUGUACCAUUCAGCACAAAAUUCUAAAUGUGCUAUGUAAAUUUUUAGAGCUUCUAUACCCAUGCAUAGGCUACACCAGUAGUCCGUCCAUCCAUCCGUCCAUCCAUCCAUCCAUCCAUCCAUUUUCUGUAACCACUUGUCCUAUUCAGGAUGGCAGGGUGGCUGGAGCCUAUCCCGGAGGUUACGGGUGCAAGGCAUGGAACAAGCCAGGGUGGGGCGCCAACCUGUCACAGGAUACACCAGUAGUCCCCAACUGUUUGUUGGGGUGGUCUGUGAAUCCAAAUUAAAUACAAAAAAAAAGUGUAUAUCUGUCCAGAGUCCUCCAGCUGGUAAUCCUUGGACUACGCGAAAAAACUCUGGUCAGCUUAUGCCGUUUCGCAAGACAAACAUCACGUCAUCGCUUUGAGACGUUAGCUUAGCUGAAUCUGUUCAGCCUCGAGCAAAGGAGACAAAUGGCAUGAUCCAGGUAUAUAAUAUUUUAACAGGUCUGGAUACUGCUCAACCAAAUAGUUGUUUCGAUAUUAAUUCAAAUACAGGAAGUCGUGGCCAUAGGUGGAAAUUAGCGUGAGAACAUUUUAAACUGGAUUUGCGAAAACACUUCACAAAACUUCCUGUUAGUGUAGCGCAAGCUAAAACCUUGGGUUCCUUUAAAUCCGAACUAGUUAAGAUUUUAACUUUACGCUAUUUGUUGCCUUCUCCCCAAUCCAGGGUUACCAUAUUUGCUGAUAAUGGCGAAACGAAAAAGAUGACGUGUUCAGGGAUCCGAAUAUUAAGUUUUCACGUUCACCAACCAAUCAGGUGGCGCCUCUCAUAAAUAUUGCAGAAUUUCCAGUAACCACUGACGUAUAACAACAGAUAGUGGCAGUAAUCAUGUGACACCCAUUCCCCUAAAUUUGACAUGGUAUUAAGCACAUAUUUGCUCGAUUUGAAUUUUAAACUCGUAUCAACUUGUCCCAAAGUAAGGUCAUUUAAUGCCAUUAUAUUUAGACGGUGUAAUUUGACCAACACUAGUCUAGAAUAAUGGGCCCUUGAAUUAUUUCUGGUGUAAAAGUCAGAUUUCCACAGUCACUAAUAUGUAUAAAUCGAGCUAAAGUGCCGUGCUUGCGACAAAAGAACCAACCCCAGGCUACGAUCCUUGAUUGCCUAUUUGAAUCCCUGAAACACAAACAACAUUACAUAUUACAGUGAAUUCCCUCAUAAUCAUAUAUGUGACAAAAAAAAAUGUGGUAAAGAAGGAACAACCAACCAAAAGCAGGGCAACGGAGGUGCGUCUUGUGGGUGUCGCAAUAGGCCUACAUAUAUACUUAAAAACGAAAGCUGCCAGCAAGACACCCAAACUUAGACGACUCAGAUUAUCCAGGAGCUCGGAACACGGGGAAGACAAACACUGGACGUUCAGCUACACACACGGAACCUGGAAAAGGAAAUAGCAGCGCCAUUAAAAACAAUCACGACUUGCAGGCAAUCGUCGGCCGUGGAGAGAUCUGAACGGACAAGAAAACCGUAAGAAAAUGGCAAAAAAGGAGGUUAUCGCGAUUGGAUUGGAGCUGCGAACUAUCGGAGACCUUAUCGACUUGAAGUGCAAGAUCGCCAAUCUUGUUUUAAGAGGAAACUCUGCAAAAGAAGAUCACAAAGCGAAACCGAGGAUAAACGUAAAAACGAACAAUUCUGCAGAGCAAUGAUCGACAUACCUCCUUAAAAUGGCAUAAGUGCUUUCGUACGAUUACUCGACUUUGGUCAUAAGAACUAAACAUAAAAUGUGAACAACGUAUACUGUGCUGUCGGACCCAACAUGAACUACACUGGAUUAAUAUUAAUGCUUACGUUGGAAAUUUACGCUUUCAAGGAAUGAAUCCGUUUCUGUUUCCAAACGUAGCUCCAAGUAGCUACGUCGACGAGUUUUCAUCUUUGCUUUUAAAACUGAAACUUUUUUACAUUUCUAUUCACCCUAAUAUUGUUGUUGUUGAUAGACUGGCACCAUGUGCAGAAUGUACCCCCGAAACGUAACUGCGACAAAUGAUUGUUGCUGUUCUAGUAUUUUUGAUUGGAAUAUUUUUAAGUAUAAUUAUUAAUCUAUUAUUUUUAAACUUGUUAAAAAUAUUGUGGUUUACGGUUUUAAAAUGUUACACUCCUUGUGGUUAUUUAUUGCUUUAUUUUAUUCUGUGUAUUUUUAUAAAGAAAUAUGGAUUAAUCGGAGAGCGUGGGUGGAUGAUUGCUAGAGUUCUCGCGUGUUUCUGACGUUUGGAUGAUGAGUUAAGAUAUUUGCACUGUCGCUGAUAAUUUGAAAACGCAUAAAAGUUUUAUUUUUUUAAUAACAGGGUAUAAGAGACUUUAUUUUAUAAUUUUUAAUAGCAAUUUUGAUUAUUUAUUGUGUAUGCUGAAGAGACAGUUACGUAAUGGCCUUGUGAUUAUUUCUUAUUGCUUUAUUAUUCUAUGAUAGGUGUGUUCAUACAUCGGCCUAUAUAGCCUACUAUUCGAAUAUAAUGGUCUAUAUUCAAAAUUUUGAAUUUUUUAUUUAUUAUUAUCGCACUUAUUUAAAAUAAAAAUAAGUAAUACUGUGAGUACUGAUUCCUGUUUUUGUCGAUCAAAUGAUACAACCUUGCACAGCUAGUAUAGGCUAUUGUCUAGACAACAAUUCGGCGGACCUAUUAUACAGUUACAUCGCUUUCAGUACGGACGAAUUUUGCCGAUGGACUCAAGAGCUACAUGUGGUAUCCAGGAUUCCAGUAUUACUGAAAACCGGCGGUGAAUGUCAACGAGCUCCCAGCUUAACGGCUAUGCCACAGCUCAGUCGAGGCGCAAGUUCUGUCAAGGAGGACACACCGCCGAUCGACGGCAGUAGGAGACACCGUUGGGGCUUGGUUGUAACGGGCUUCGUCGGAGGAACACUCAUUGCGCUGUACGCCAUCGCAACGCCGUUUGUAACGCCCGCAUUCCGGAAAGUGUGCCUUCCCUUCGUGCCAGCCACGCCGGCCCAGGUCAAUAACGUCCUGAAGCUCCUCCGAUACCGGACCGGUACGCUGGUGGACAUAGGAAGUGGAGACGGCAGAAUUGUGAUAGCAGCUGCCAAACAAGGCUUUCAGGCAGUUGGCUUCGAGUUAAAUCCGUGGCUGGUUUGGUACUCAAGGUACAGGGCAUGGAAGGAGGGGGUCCAUCACAACGCCACCUUCUACAGAUCGGAUUUAUGGAAGGUAAAUUUUUCUCAGUACUCCAAUAUUGUGAUAUUUGGCGUCCCACAGAUGAUGGUGCCGUUGGAGAACAAGCUGCAGUUGGACCUGUCGGGUGCCGCCAGGGUGGUGGCCUGUCGCUUCCCCUUCCCUACGUGGGAGCCCGAUGCCGUAACCGGGGAGGGGGUAGACGCCGCGUGGGCAUACGACUCCAAGUCCUUCAGAGAGCCACGGGCAGAAAUGGGAGUUGCCAAGGACUGCGGGGACCUAAAAACCUAAUUGUGCUUCCCUGGCAAGCAGCUAAAACCUGGCUCAUCCAUUGAAAGUUACCUUGACUUGUAUGAGAAUAAUCCUUGAUAAAACAUUAAGAGCGAGCAUCAGAUCACUCCGUGUAGGGCUUAUCUAACAGCCGACACAAAUUCUGCCCUGGGGAGCGUGUUGACAGUGUCAGUUAAUGCUCCCUGGCACUGCUCCCCCCGGAUCAGUUUGAGCGCCAGUCAGUCGUGUCCCUCAUCCAAACUGACCAAAAUACCCCCGCUUCAAACACUUGACACAUCGCAUUUCUGAAGCCUGGAAAGAAGCUCUUUGGUUCAUUGGGCCAAAGAUCCAUGAUGCCAUCCAGGAGUAGCCGUUGAUCACCUUCUGUGACACCAAGUCCGUUUCAUUUUUGAAGAGCUGCACAGAAGGAGAAAAGUAAUAAAAUGACAUCGCUUGUGAUAUUUGUGACUGUCUAUUCUGUGCUCCAUGGGCCAUGCUGAUAACCAUCAUCAAACAGAAAACACUCCUCAUUUCCAGGCAUUAAAAUGCAUGAAAUAUUUUAAUUGCAAUUUUUUGAUGAAAGAUGCUAGAUGAAUGUUCAUAAUACUAUCUUUAAUUUAUUCUGAGAUUGAGCUAAGAUGCAUACAAACCUUAGCGCAAGCUCAGCAAGCAGCUUUUGUUUGUAUUGCACUGUUAAUGACAUGGUUUGUACAGUAUAUAGUACAGGCAGUCCUCACUUAAUGACCUACCUGUAUAACGACCGCCUGGACUUACAACCAGCUCUCCCAGCACUCGGUAUUUUACGCUGUAAGAGAAAUUUGGCCGUGGAAACGGCAGCGCUGCGUCUCAGCGUCAAGCAUCUCAUCUCACAUCACUCAGUCUCAGUCUUGAUGCCACAGUCGCUCAGUAUUCACUACAAUAGUGUUCGCAAUCUCCAAGGCUACUUAUUUCGUAUAUAAAUUUGUGUUAUUGGGGAUUCAGCCCGCAUAAUCGGAGUGUCAGCGGAGAGGCAUCAAGCGCGGACGUAGAAGCAGCCGGAACUUCUGUUGACCAAUUUGAUUAAAGCAUCAAGAUAUGCAAAUUAAGACAAAGUUAUCAAGUUGGAGUUCCCUUUAGACCUUUUCUUUAUUCAGAAUAAAUAAAAAUUAUUACCUUUAUAUACAGUAUGCAAACUUAAGUAAUGUAUAUUACAUUUGAUUCCCUCUGUUCUGUUUAUUACAGUAUACAGUACGUACAUUAGUUUAUAAACAUUUAUAAAUAUACUAAAAAUGUUAUUAAUGAUGCAAAGGUAACAUUAAAACAACAUCUAAAGAUGGUUGACACAAACCCACUACCAGUACAGUGACCUUGAAAUAUCUGUAAGGGGCAGCUCCUCUGGUAUCACCGGGUCCAUGUCUAUGUAGCGAUGCUACUCGUAACAGUCAUUUUAAAACAUACUCAAACAAAAGCAAACAAAGAUAGCAGAUAUUACCUGAAGAUAGAACCUCAGGAAUGCGCUGGCUCACCAUUCUCAGCCAUCUGUCCUCACAAUUCAGCUCUUAGUGCUUUACAUCUUUUGCAAGGCAUGAUGGGACAGCUUGCUUGUCAUACUACAGGGGUCCCCAAUUAUUUUUCUCUCCGGACCAAACUCUAUUAAGGACACAAAGCAAAGAUCCACUGCCACCGAUAUUCUGCUGAUUAAAAAAAUUCAUCGGGGUGGGGGCGGGCAUUUGAUUGUCUUUCCUGUUGGUUAAAUCUGCCUUAGGUAAAACACAAUGACGCAUGUGACGUGGUUUGGGAACACUGCCACAUACCAUGAUGAUAUGAGGCUUUUACGCUGGUCUCCCGAUUUCACAGCGAGUCUCCUGCUAUAGCCUAUAGGCGAUUCACAUUGAUUCUCAGGUGCUGGAUUAUGGCGAGGGCGUGGCCUGUUUUAUUAGGAGGGUUCAAAUCCAUAUCAAUAGACUCGAUGGAAGGCUAGGCCAGAAGAUUGGGAGGUGUUAAGGUGCCUUGCUAAUUCCAUUGAGUGUGACAUAUCUCGUACAUCCUUUGAAGUUUCAGAGACUGCCUUCCUUGAAGCAACUGCUUAUCUCAGCCAUGAGUGUGCAGUUAUCAAGUGUUCAUUAGGGUGAGGAUUAAAGGAUUUAAAAAAACAGUCCUAUCUGAAUUUGUCUCUAAAGAACCUGUGUCACACAAGAGAAAUGUCGGGGAUAUAAAUAUUGCCAUCCGCCAUGGACAUAUUCUCUAGAGUCCAUCUAAGUUAAUUGCUUUGAAGCAUUAAUGAUUGAAUCUUUUGUGUUCUAUCUAUAUAAAGAAUAAUUCACUCGGCACACUGAACAUUUCAUAUAAUAUGUGCUUUUAAAAUGUGCAAAUGCAAUGCAUCAGUUCCAUUUUGGAUAAAAAGUAAGUUAGAUUCCGAAAGCUUCAUAUUUUUUUCAGUCAGAUGCUGUCAGAUGACUGGAACGUGCUGAACCAAAUGGACAUACAACUGCUAUGUUUUGUAUUGAUGCCCAAUGCAAUAAAUGGAUAUUGACUGAUCAA
Paramormyrops kingsleyae is the source of this 6049-nucleotide messenger RNA. RefSeq names its product fATP synthase c subunit lysine N-methyltransferase (gene atpsckmt). Gene Ontology annotation, molecular function: protein-lysine N-methyltransferase activity. The record is from RefSeq and is a predicted model, not a curated record. Gene Ontology annotation, biological process: peptidyl-lysine trimethylation; positive regulation of proton-transporting ATP synthase activity, rotational mechanism; regulation of mitochondrial ATP synthesis coupled proton transport. Gene Ontology annotation, cellular component: mitochondrion. Lineage: Eukaryota; Metazoa; Chordata; Actinopteri; Osteoglossiformes; Mormyridae.